Molecule: messenger RNA, 1658 nt
Organism: Dermacentor andersoni
Lineage: Eukaryota; Metazoa; Arthropoda; Arachnida; Ixodida; Ixodidae
Source: RefSeq, a predicted model, not a curated record
UGCUGUUCCCUCCGGCGCUCCUUGUACGCAUGUUGUUCUUCGGGUGCACGAACUAUACGUACCGCCCUAUCCAUAACUCAGCUGCUUUAGCGCCGAUACCUCUCCUGCUUAUAUACUGCGCUAAUCUUGACGUCACGCUAUUGUUCACGGCGACCGUUCUAAUCUGUUCCGCAAUUUGACAUCUGCGCCGCCGCACUGCAUCCGUGUGGAAUUGCUAGGAAUCGCUAAGUCCAUUUCUGCUGCGGGACGCCGAAAAAACUAAAGAAGGUUAGUCAUAUACAGCUUUCGCUGUAAAAAAAAAAAAGCAAGCAACCACUUCUGCUCACUUCAAGCAGUUCGCUAUACGAGGCGAAAUAGACGGAGACCGAAUCCUUUUCCGUCGCUUACAGAUAAAGACUGGUACGACACACUUACGGGUUGGCUGAGUGGGCGGGAGGGUGAAUCAGACGCCACGCAUGCGCUGCAGCCAAGGGAAAGAGUGCAGCAGAUAGAUAAGAAAGAAAGGGACGAUGGGGUCGAAAGCCCCGACGCGCGCGCGAUUUGAAGGUGAGAGAGGAGGACAGCGCCCGAUAUGAGCAAGCGAAACAGCGGUGAAGCUACAGAAAUUGAAUCCAACCUCUAAAUAGGAGGGAUUCUGCCGAGACACUCUCCCUCCGCUCUCUCUCUUCGACGAUUCAGGGACAACAAUCAGAGCACAUAAAAGAGGAAUUGAUCGCGCCUCAUCGAAGCAAGAUCCCAGUGGUCCUCGGAGGUGUUUGAUCGACACUCGACGGGUCAACGCUGACGGAGCGAGCAAGCCGAGGCGACAGACCACUGCCCUCGUCCACGAAACAAAGGAGCCCUUCGUUUCCUCUUCGGAGCCGACGCAUACCGAACGGGAUGUCCGCCAGCCACUCUCUUCACCGUCUGGCGGUGACAUUGGUGGCAUGUGCUUUUGCUCUCUGCCACGCUGAGGAGAACCGGGACUGCGGCAUACAACGGCUCCGAGCAUGCGGCUCAAGCUUCGUCGUUUACGGCAACAGUACGACAAUUGCAGAAACGCCCCAAGAACUUCGGGAGGCCUGCCGGGUGUGGACUUCCGAGAUCGAGUGUUCGCUGAAGUACAUCGACGACUGCCUGGAAGGUACGACCCGCGGAACGUGCCUGGUGGUCCUCAAGGCUGCGGAGGAAGACUUCGAGGCCAUCUGCACCGAGGAAUCCGACAUGGCGAAACAGUACCAUCUCAGUGCUCCGUGCGGCAACUCGGUCGGCACGAAGCUCAACGGGUGCGUCCGAGGCAUGUACCACAAUCUGCAGAAAGCCGUGGAAAAGGCAGCUAGCAACCAGGCCGUUCAUCACGCCUGCUGUUACUUCGGAGAGCUACUCGAGUGCGUCGACUCCUCGCUGGACAGCUGCGACAACGCUGACGGACCGAAGCAGUUCAUCAUGGGACGGCUCGAGCACAUCUUCGGGGAGUCGCUCAGCCUGGUGUGCGGCACCCACACGCGCGGCUCGGCCAGCUGCGCGGCCCUGCCCGUCCUGCCCGAGCUCGGCCCAGGCGCGCCCGAACCAGUGAGCAACCUUGUCGAGUACGGCAUACUCAUCAUGCAGCUCUUCAGUCGACGCGACAACGCCAACCAGUAGGGAAAUGCAAUAAUAAAAAAAAAAUUUCCUCCGGA